Messenger RNA from Dermacentor andersoni, 1677 nucleotides. RefSeq lists its product as uncharacterized. Gene Ontology annotation, molecular function: protein binding. NCBI's taxonomy places the organism in Eukaryota, Metazoa, Arthropoda, Arachnida, Ixodida, Ixodidae. The record is from RefSeq and is a predicted model, not a curated record. Gene Ontology annotation, cellular component: extracellular matrix.
UGCUAUCUUCCCCACCCUUUGCACAACACACUGAUACACGGCUGCCUGGAAAAGAAGCGAGAAAUCAUGGAUUCGUGUCGCAGCAGCAGAUCUUCGUAGAAAUGCUCUUCAGUCGCCAUAAACGGGGUACACGGCGGCGAGAUGGCGCCUCGGAACUGGUGGCGCUCGUCUCGGCCAUGUCGGUGGUGACGGCACAGUGGCUCCCCCUGGACUGCUCUAAAUUCGGGCAGCCGAGUGGACCUUGCAACUGCACGGUUCAUGAUAACACACCUAACAACCUGUCCCGCCACCAGGUGUGGAUCACGUGCGUCAAUGUCUCGAGCCUCGAGCAACUGGGUCGCAUCCUGGCUCCGGCCCGACACCACCGUGUCGAUAAGUUCCAGCUGGGAGUGUCCACGCUGGGCCACCUUCCGAGCAACCUGUUCCUGGAUGUCCGCGCGAGCGAGGUCCACCUGUGGGACACGCCACUGGCCAGCUUCGUGCAGGGCGACAGCGACGACGCCCUUCUAGGAUUGCAGGACUCUCUGCGCUCGCUGGCCCUGCGUCGGUGCGCACUCGACAGCUCGCAGCCAUUCCACAGGAUGGGCCACCUGCACGCACUGGAGAUGCUGGACUUGUCCUUCAACCAGCUGACCACAGUGCGCGCCUCCUGGUUCAAGGCGCCGCUGAGCCUUCGCUCGCUGCUUCUCAGGGCCAAUCGCAUCUCGCGCAUCGAGAGCGGAGCCUUUGCCAAGCUCUACCGCCUCUUGCAGCUGGAUCUCUCGCAGAACAACAUCGCCACCAUCGAGCGAUCCAUGCUGCCGGACGCGCUCUUCUUCCUCGACCUCAGCGACAACCGCCUGACCGUCCUGUCUCCGUUGCUGUUCGACAAAAUGACGAGCCUGCGUCGGGUCUACCUGAACGGGAACCGGCUCACCACGCUCGACAGGGCCGUCUGGUCGGCCGUGUGGAGCAACCCCAGGCUGGGCGUCGAGAUGCACGGCAACCCGGUGGUGUGCGACCGGCGGAUGUGCUGGCUGGCGCGGCUGGUGCCCCGUGAGUGCCUUAGCAGGGACUGCCAGCGCUCGCCCGCCGACUACCGGCACCUGGACGGGCGGUGCAACGCGCCGCCGCCCUUGGCCGGCCGCCACCUGAUGCACGUGGACUGCGACGUGCUCGCCUGCGGCACAGAGUGCGACCACGGUGACCAAGACAAUAGCCUGAGCCCCUUCUGGUGAUCCCCUUCCCGGGCAGCGACCUACAUGAUUCCGCAGCGGUUGCGUGUAGGUUGCACAUCACAACCACGCGACGCGUCGGCUGCUUGAAAGAUGGCGCUUCUGCACUCGUGCGCUGACUGUGCCUGGUAGAUUAUCGCAAUGAGAAGGCGUAAGUGCACUCGCAGGAAAGUAGGCAUGUUUAGGAGAACAGUUGUGAUCUCAGCACAAGCAGCGAGCGGUUUCACGUGAAGCGGCAUCUGAACAUCGACGCCAACGGUACGCGAGCUAGCCUGAGUAGGCGCUACCUAAAGAAGGAAAAGAAGAAAGUGCCGUGUUAAGGACACGUUCAUCUUCUGGGGCUCCAAGCAUCCGUUUUCUUUUGUCAGUUUAGCUGCACCGCAGAAAGUCUGAGCAAACGAUCACAGAUUUACGUAUUUUGCCAUUCAUCCUCUCGCAUCAAUAAAACACCUUCCGGAACCGG